Molecule: messenger RNA, 549 nt
Organism: Paecilomyces variotii
Lineage: Eukaryota; Fungi; Ascomycota; Eurotiomycetes; Eurotiales; Thermoascaceae
Exons: 2
Coding region: 1-549 (182 amino acids)
Cellular component (GO): mitochondrion
Molecular function (GO): carbon-nitrogen ligase activity, with glutamine as amido-N-donor
Source: RefSeq, a predicted model, not a curated record
AUGUUCACUCCUCUCAGAUUCUCGGCCCGAUUGGGGCUACGAUCCGUGCGAUACAACUCGACCGCAACCUCCGGCGCGCCUCCAUUGAUGGCUAAAAUCCGUACAGACUUGAAGACGGCAAUGAGAGCAAAGGAUACUGCAAGAUUGAAUGUCUUGCGCGCGAUUAUUAGCGAGACGAACAAUGCUGCCAAAACGCCGAGUCCUAUUCAGACCGACCUUCAGCUUCUGUCCUUGAUACGGAAGAGAGCUGCUGCCUCAAAAGAAGCUGCGAAACAGUUCGAGGAGGCUGGUCGUGCCGAUCUUAAGGAAAAAGAAGAUGCGCAGGUCGUGGUAUGGGAAGAAUAUGCAGGACAGGUUGAGACGAUGGGCACCGACGAGAUCAGGCAAGCAGUCUCCCAGACUAUCUCUAGUCUGAAGGAAGCAGGCAAGAAGGCCGAUAUUGGAACGGUACUCAAGACGAUUUUUGCGCCUGGGGGUGCUCUGGACGGCAAGCCGGCCGAAAAGGCGGAGGUUGCAAAGAUCGCAAAGGAGACGGUAGCAGCCGCUUAA